This is a messenger RNA of Annulohypoxylon maeteangense, 3166 nucleotides long. RefSeq lists its product as uncharacterized. The transcript is spliced from 3 exons. Bases 641 to 2446 code for a protein of 601 amino acids. NCBI's taxonomy places the organism in Eukaryota, Fungi, Ascomycota, Sordariomycetes, Xylariales, Hypoxylaceae. The record is from RefSeq and is a predicted model, not a curated record.
UAUGCUUGGUACCUGCCGGUCCUGGGUAGGUCCCAAUGGCUCGUGUUGACAUUUCUGCAUCUGCCCACUCUCAUUCUCAGCCUUAUUGAUGGCGCUAUCCCUCUUUCCAAGCUUUCUGGUAGCUUUCCUUUUCAUGGAACCACGUUUCCUUCAGCUCUCGUUUUUUAUGUAAGUUGGUCGCAGCUAGUCAUACGGACGGAAAAUCAUAACUCGGCUUGAUUUUUUAAGCUAGGAAGAGCUUCCUAGCUGCUUGUUGCCGGGCUGACGAUUGCUCAUUAAAGUUGUGCUGUGAGAAAAUCCUUCGAGGUACAGCUUGCCAGGUUCUUGUCCAGUCAGCUCACGAAGCCGUUGUCCCGUUGGAUAUUCGGAGUUUCUAGCUGGAGGAAUCUGAGAGCUUCGCUUACAUAGCUAGCUUUCGUCCCGACUAUACAUAUAAGCUAAGCUAAGAGCUCUAGAUUGUUUACUUCGUCAGUCGCUUAUCGCCCAAACUCCUCGUUACGCUCUUAGCAUAAGAGUCGCUCGCUUAUACGGACGGACGGACAGACGGACGCUCGCUACGAGGACACUCGUUGAAAAUUAGGACCAAUUCAAAAUCCCGAGUCAUCAAAGAACCUAUCUCGAAGCUCCUAGCUACGUUAUAAUGGUUCGAGUACAAUGUCUUGGGGCAUUGUCCCUCGCCUUGGCUUCAAUCGCGAAGGCGUCUUAUUCAGAAGCCCAUUGGUAUCCCACGUACCCCCACAGCAGCGAAUGCGAAAAGGAGACUGUUACCGAAACAAAAACAAAGACUAAGACCGAGGUUGAGACUUGCUAUGAAACGACAACGGUCUAUGGAGUCAGCACAGUCUUCGCUACUGUUAGUUAUGGAUAUACGGUCACAAGCGACGAGUUCAUUACCACCUCAGUCACUUUAACCGAGACCGAGACUGAGGAAGAGACGAUUACAGCCUCUUUCACUCUCACUAGUGAAGAGACGACAACACAAACUACUACUUACACGUCAUUAGUCCCCACUGUUACGACGGAGGUCCUCACUUUUACAACUCGGAUCCCGACUACAGUUGUCUCUGAAGAGACUUUGACUACAACAGAGUACAGCACGUCUGUUUAUACAAGUGUGUCAACAUACUCGACAAGCGUCUUGUCGACACUCACCAGCAUUCUAACAACGACUGAUGUGUCUGUCUCCGUUUCGCCGACUACCUCAUUUGUCACUCUCAUCUCUACCACCACAUUCCUCACGGUUUCCGAGGUUACGCUUACCGAUUCGGUAGUGAGCCCUACGACGUUUACUACAACGCAGCUUAUUACGAAUGUGGUUCCAACUACCAUAACUGGUCCUCCGAUCACGAUCACGCAAACUCCACAGACCGUAACUGUGUCAUCCGUUAUCACUGCCGUAACUACCUGCACCAUCUCCUCUGAUGCCCCGAGUGUCACGGCUCCGACAUAUGAUGUGACCUCCAAUUUAACUUGGGGAUGCCAACCUGGAUUUAUCUGUUCACCUCCAAUGGAGAAUGGAUGCAAUGUCUGGGCAACUCCACCAAACAGGUCAUAUGUUUGCGAAAGCUUGAGCUACUGUAAAGAGGCUCCGGACUAUAUCGCGGUUCGUUGGCCCAAUUUCGAGACGGGGCACUAUGAAACUACCCCCGGUUACUUUAAUCUUGCGCCACCUGCUUUCGGGUUGAGCUAUGAUGUGUUCGCUGUUGAAAAUAUUGAGACGACCGUAACAUCGUCGGGCAAAACCUACGUUACCACUAUCGAAACUGGCAACUGGGGUUCCCAGGCAAGUAUUACCGCCUUUUCAACGGCCAUAGACAGCUAUAUCCCAUACAAACCGGUCAGUAAACGCUCACCUACGCUACCGGCGUCUUGUUACGAUAGUUGCAACAGCGCUAUAUUAGAGGCCCAGAAAGUUGGCAAAAGCGCCACCCUUUGCAACGAAGGUUCUAUAUUCCGGUCCUACAUGAAUUCCUGUCAUAAUUGUGCCGCAGAGCAAGUAAACUGGGAAGAUGCAACCAGGGAUUACCUAAUACCUACUCUCGGCCAAUACCUCGAUUAUUGCAGUGCGACCAACCCUGUUCCUGUCCUGAACCUAACUAGUCCUGCAAGUGAGGUUACGACCACCGGCGCCGGUGGUUCUACGGUUAUUGGAGGUUCGGCGGCCACCACGACUGGCUUUUCAGCUUUGCCCACCUCUAAUUCAGCAUCAGCAACUUCUACUAGCAGUAGUGCCGGUAGCAGCAGUGGCAGCACUAGCAGUGCCGGUAGCGGCGGCAGCAGCACCACUAGCAGCAGCUCACCUACGAUCACAACGCCUGCUACAGUUCCGGGAAACACCACCGCCCCGUCUACAAUCCCCACCGCUGGGGCCCCGGCUGUCGCCCUGAGGGGCGAAGCUGUGUCGAACUCCAUCCUCGCCCUAAUUUCACUCUUAUUCUUCAUCUGAUGCUCUCAGAUACACUUAAUGUUUGAAUAUAGUAUAACUAUUAAAAAAUAACAAUAUAAACUUUCAGUUCAUAUCUAUCCUUCUGGCCAAUUACAUUUAUAAGGCCUAAUGAUACAUUAAUGGCGGUUACACGGUGGGCGGGUUGGGCAUGACAUUGGUUGGCUGAAGAGCGUGUAUGGGUUCACUCAUUUUCACAAUCUCUGGUGGCACGGCAAUGGUACCUAUGUCUUAGGUAGUUGCACCAUUGGGCAUAAUACGGAAUUGGCAAAAAGGCAUACUCAUGAUACCCCUGGGGUUGCUACGCUCCUUAUACAAAGACCCGACACGGCUACACGCGAUUGAUGAUUUAGCAUAUUUCGAAAGGAAUUAGGAAUUUUCCUAAUGGGCUUAAUGGACUUGACUGAAGUACAUUUGGUGGGGGAGGAAGAUGCAGACGAGCAGACCUCGCAAUCGGUUAUACAUACACUUCGAUGUACAUAAUUGCAGGAGAGAUUGGAAGUGGAGUGUAGUCUACUAAGACGGCAUUCUACUAGGAAAGGUUACGGCUAGGAGUAGUGUAUUGUUUCUCUGGCUCCUUCGCCAAAUGUUGAGGAGCAAUACAUUCUUCAGUGAAACGAAACGGUUACUCUAACUUAAACCACUGUGUGAUAUGAAAGUAAUGAUCUAAAAGGGGCAAAAACUUCGGUCUGCAGUUAAAUUAUGAAAAGACAUGCAUAAUCA